Messenger RNA from Xyrichtys novacula (pearly razorfish), 5775 nucleotides. The record is from the annotation of a GenBank genome assembly. NCBI's taxonomy places the organism in Eukaryota, Metazoa, Chordata, Actinopteri, Labriformes, Labridae.
GUCAUCACUGGGUUUCCCCUGAUACGGCCCGUCUUACUCAAUAAAAGGGUGGAUGUUAGUAUUUCUACUCUCACAGUGUUUUUACUGAGCCCAGAAAGUUCUCAAUAAAUCAGACAGGUUGUCGAGUCAGAGAGCGAGUUUUGGUUUUCCAGCUGAGAUCUGCAAUCAAAGGUCGGUAUGUGACUUUUAAUAAGCUCAUUUUUUUAAAAGUUUCUUUUGUAUUUUGCUAAAUUAAGUUUUCUCUUGUCUCAAAGUUUUGUGACAAAGGACUCACAAAAGCAGAAAGCUUAAGUAAGCUGUCAAUCGAUUGUUGAGUAUGUUUGAGUUGUUUUUUUGUUCAGUCAUGAAAACUCUCUGAAACGCGUAUCCAGAGGCCCUUUUUGGGAGGAGCUUUUUCCAGUCUAUUCAAGAUUCAGAACAAACAAUAACCUAAAAUUAGGUCAAAUUUGCUGUAUGUGUCAGCUUUGUGCUCUGUUAGUGGAUCGUUAUUUCAACGCCAAAGGAAAAGGAGAUCUUCAGGUUGUUUCGCAACUUCAGACCCAAAAUGAGCUGGCUCAAGUUUCAGUGGUUCAUGCUCACGAUCAUCCAGAUUUUAAUGAGUUAAAGUCUAAAAAAUUAGCAGGAUCACAUUUAAUUUUUUUUUCAUUCAUUCUUCGUAAAAAAUUACUGAAUAGCCGUGUGCCACUACUGGCAUUAAAGCUCCUGAAAGGAUUUUCUAAUAUGUGUCAGUUUUUGGCACAAAACUGUUUAACUCCUAUAUAAAUUAUUUCGAUGUGUUUCCUGAGCCUCAUUAUUCUGAGUCUCAACCACCAAGUUUAUCAUUUACUGUGGAAAUUUAAUCCAAAAUAAAGCUGCUUGACAGGCGCCUUCCCUCUUGCACCAGUUUCAGGCAUUAAAAAUCACAAUAUAAGAAUCAUCCAUCAUGUUUCUGACGUUCUACUUUACUUUUGUAUCUCAUAAAUCAAUAUUAAAUUCAGUCUGUUUCACAAAUGCAAAAAUAAAUCCUCACAGGAGCUUUAAGUACUUAAUUUAAGCUUCUGGCAUGUCUAUGUAAGCAUUUUCUAACAUUUCUGUAUCGUCAUGUAGACAACAAAAUAUUCAAAAACACCACCAGUUUGGACCUCUUGUGGGUUUUUUUUUUCCAAUAUGGAAAGAAAAAUGAUCUGUUGAAUAAAGAUGUCCAAAUCUGUGCGGACAUAGCCUCAGCUACAUACAUAAAACUUUAGUUUUUUGGCUGGAUAUUUGGUGAAAGGUUACAACUUUGACACCCAAAUACACCAAGAAGAUCUGGUUUUUAUAUGUCAAUGUUGCUGGGAUAGUUUUGAGAUCCACUUAAAUAAACGGUUAGGGGUAAAAAUUUCGCCAACUAGGCCGAUACGGGUUAUGAAUGCUUCACAAGACCAGUAGCUGAUAUUUGAUAAGCUUAAAACUUUCAAGUAAAACAAUGACACAGAUAAUCCGCCAAAUGCCAAUAACUGGUCAAACCCAAAUAAAUGUGAGCUAUUCUCCGUUCUCAAAAAGCUAUGCUAGGUUGUUAGCCCAUCGGUUUCAGUCGUGCGUUGUCCCAAUAAUAAUUGUUCACGUCAUCAGUAUCACCAAAUCUAUUACCUGAUUUACUCACAACACAAAAACUAAGCCAUGUGCUAAAACAGAUCUGUACGUUUUAAAUGGUGUAGCCAUUACAGUCAUACUGUCAUUUGCUUUGCAACAGAUGUCAAAAUAACCGACAUCCACUAGAGGGCGCCACUUGAGAAGGCGAAUUGGAUAAGGGUAGUUUUAAAAAGUGGUAAAUUGGAGGUAGCUCUUCAGGUGGAUUUGGUCAUUAAAACUUCAUGAUAACUGGACGUAGACCUGCCUUUUUCAAAUGGCAUUUUGUUUUUUGUUUUUUAAUCAAUUUAUUUAUUUUUUACAGUCAGUUUAAACUGUUGGCUAAGUGAACCGAUUCAGAAUCAGAAUCAGAAUCAGAAAUACUUUAAUAAUCCCCAGGGGGAAAUUGCUUAAAAGAUUAUUAAAAUAUUUUUUAAUGCUUGGAAAUUCUUGAAACAUGUUCAAUAUUUUGGAUAUACUCUUAGUUGUACAACACCAAAAACAAGCCAAGUCAGUUGCACCACCACCUUUUGUUGGUAAUUUUCAAAACGUUGCACAGAUAUCUUAUGAAAGUAACACGUCAAAUGUGUGAUGUUCGUUGAUAACAGGAUGCUUUGCCUCCCACUAAGUUUCAGACAUCUGCUGUUUACAAAAACUUCUCUAACAUGAAAUAUAGAUACUUUUACAGCGUUGUCACACAUUCACUCUAACCUUAAUACAACAUUUCCUGUUUCCUGCCUCUUAUGACAGGUUCUUGGUUCACAGUUGUUGAAGCCAGUCAGAUUCUUCUUCUCGAUGGCGUCCAACAACACCGAGGUCACCCUUCCUCUGCCCAUCAGCACCUCAGCGGCGGUCGGCAUCGCCAUCCUGACCUUGGCGUUUGUGCUCGGAUUCCCUGGUAACCUGUUUGUGGUUUGGUCGGUGCUGUGCCGGGUGAAGAAGCGCUCAGUUACGUGCUUGUUGGUGCUGAAUCUGGCUGUGGCGGAUGCUUUGGUGCUGCUCAGCGCCCCUCUUUUCCUACGCUUCCUGGCUGGAGGGCGAGGUUGGGAGUUUGGCUCGGUGGCAUGCAAGCUGGUGCAUUACCUCUCAAGUGUGAACAUGUAUGUGUCCAUUUACCUGAUCUGCCUGAUGAGCAUGGACCGCUGGUUGGCUGUGACGAGGCCUUUCCUGUCCCAGAGACUGAGAACAAAGCGUACCCUGCUGGCUAUCCUGUUUGGGGUCUGGGUGUUGGCGUUUCUCCUGUCGCUGCCGAUGCCUUUCUACCGAAGGUAAUGCCGAAAUAUCCUUCUAAGAUUUCUUACUGCACUUCACCUUGAAAUCCAGAAUAAAGUCGAUGAACUUGGACGACACCCUUGACUGGAGUCUUUGUCAAACUGUCACCAAACCCAAGGAAGGGCAAUCACCAUGGAGGCAAGACUCCAUGAUGUAUUGCCUUUAGUUAGUGAACUAACCCAGGAACUCAGAGUGAAUUAAGGCAGAGUGGGACUCAUAAUCACACAAGUAGAGAAAUGUAAAAAUGUAAACUAUGAGUUAAAACAGUAAACCAACGCACAGUUGAACAAGAUAGUCAACACUUAAAAGGUCAUAUCCCCUGUGAACAAAAACAGGCAUUUAUUCAUGACAUGAAUGUUGAUUAAAACUUCAUUAGUGAUUUGUUUAAUGGUAUCAGAUUUUAACUAACGGUUUCAAGAUUACAACUGAAAGCAUAGACCCACUUACCAAUUCCGGAACUGGGGCCAGCAUUGUAGGCAGUGCUUUAAAUGAGCUGGUACUGGGACUUUUUGGAUGCCUUGGUUGGUGCAUAUUUUAGGGAUCAGAUCUAGAAAAAAAUACAUUUGAGACUUGGGUUUCAUCUCAUUUUGUGAAUGUUUCCCUUUUCUUUCCUGACAGAAAUCUGGAAAUUCCACUGUCAAAAACCAUCUCUAUAAAAGUAUGUAAAGUGCACCACAACAGUAAAGGUGACCGCAUCUUCCAGUACGUGUUUGAGACCGUCAUGGCUUGCAUAGUCCCCUUCUCCCUCAUCAACACCUGCUACUCCUCUGUCAUCUGCCGCCUACAAAGUGCCAAGUUCCAGCGCAGAGCACAAGGCAGCCGCCUCAUCCUGAUGAUCAUUUGUGCUUUCACAAUAUUCUGGCUGCCCUAUCACAUCGUCAACAUCAUAGAGGUAAUCUCACAAUGCUACUUUUUUGGGUAGAAGUAAUUUCAUGUGAUUUAGCGAGUUUGACAUGUUUUUCUUGUCACCACCUCUUUAGGUAGCUGGUCUGUUGCAGGCCAGCAAUUCAGUGAUCAGUGCUGCUAUCAAAGCCCGUCCAAAUGUCACCGCCUUUGCCUACUUCAGCAGCGCCAUCAACCCAGUUCUCUACGUGUUCGCAGGCAGCUCCCACAUCCGCCAGGCUGGAUUGAGUUUCAUGGGCAAGCUGUUGGAAGCGACUUACUCGGAGAGCAGGACCACGUCUACCUUCACACGGAGCGGUCGCAGCAGCUCUUCACCAGAUGAGAGUUCUGUCCUUCAUACUUUGUCGGUCAAACUUGGGAGGCCUUUCAAAAGCAAGGAUAAAGAAAGAAGCAGCAGCGUGGCUGGCAGGGAGGUCGACGAGCCAGAACUCAAGACUCUGGCCACCGUUGAGCAGUUAGAGUAGUGCUUGAUCCAUCCUCGAAACCCCAGUCCACACAUACUGACUCUGCUAUGUCAAACUAAAGCUCUUCACGAUUAAUUUAUGAGGAACCAGUUCCCAGAAAUACCACUCUCAAGAUGGCCUCAUGCAUGUGUUGAUCAGGCCCUCUAUUUUUGAGUAACUAUUCAAUUUGACUGGAUGAAAAGCUGUUGGCAUUGGCCGCAACAUUGGCACGAAUGGGUCCCCCACUUUGGCGUUAAACCUUGGGUAUCCUCAGAACCACAGGAUGGAUUGGCAGGAACUUUGGUGCAACAAUGACUGAUUGUUCCCGCAAAUUUUCAUGGUUCUCUCAUCUUACUCUCAUCUGUUUCUCUCAUGGUUUCUCACUGGACUUGAACCACAGUUUCCAUGUGUACUGAUCUGUAGGGUCGAAUUUGCCAACCUUGGGAAAUUUGAAAUAUGUGCACACAGAUUUUCACAUCUGCUUGUACCAGUUACGAAUUUAUCAUGGCCUGCAAAUUGGGACAUACAGUGUUUAAGCUGCACAAGGAUUUACUCAUUGCUUUUUUUUGUCUUGAUCUGACUCAGUCAUAAGUGACUCUUGUUUGAUUUUCUACUGUGUCAUAAAAAGAUUUGCCCAAAGCUGAAAAAAAUGGAAGAAGAUCGUAGAUUUGAGUGUAAAUGAAAGAAAUUCACCAAGGGCCUCAGGAGACUCAGAUAAACCAGCGGACAGCAGCUUCCUUGACUUCUCCACAUGCACCAUCACCAAAUGGGUUUAAAAUUGUUCGGCUUCAUUUGUACUGUAUAUUCUUGAGCUAUGGCUGGUUUUAUCAUGAGAUGAAACAAUGGACAGAACGAGAGUGGAAAAUGACGUGCUGAAAGGUUCAUGUCCCGGAAUCAAACCUGGGCCACAUGCCAUAAGGAGUACAACCUCUGCACAUCCAAACUGAGCCAAACCAACGCCUUCAAAUAAAAUAAAAUCGUCAAAUUCAGGGUCCAAAUAUGGAUAAAACUUUUGAGUUUUACAGCAUUAACUUUUUAGCCCAUUGAUAUUUUCAAACAUAGUUUAAGUUAUGUAAUUCACAAAUAUGUACUUAUAUGUGUGUGGGAUUCUUUUAAACUCUCAGUGUGCCUUUUGAGAAAAUGAAUUCAUUGUUUGUACGAUAAGUUGUUCUUUCAUAGAUGAGUGGAAUUAUACUAAUAUCACUUAUGUAACGUCCUGCAGUUGAACAGGACCUUUCAAAAUAAAGAUGUCGUCAAAGCAUCCUGCCUUUCACCCUCACCACAAAGUUACUCAACCUGAUUCUCUUCGUCCUUUUGGGUUAAGAGCUGGUCUCAGAUCUGGAGUUAGAUGAAUCAAGUAUGAAACAGAGGGACAGAUUUUUUUACAGGAAAUAUGAGUCACAGCUGACACUAGCUAGUGAUAGUGCUUAGACAUCAAAAUCACAACUUCCUGUGUUCCUCAGAGUUGAGAUUUCCUCAUCCAUGUUGUUUGGUGACUCAGUUACAGAAUAAACUCCCUGCUUACAGCAACAAGCAGGUCUGUUGCCCCAUAUUGUUAACCCUAACCCAA